Molecule: messenger RNA, 2196 nt
Organism: Venturia canescens
Lineage: Eukaryota; Metazoa; Arthropoda; Insecta; Hymenoptera; Ichneumonidae
Product: proton-coupled folate transporter-like
Exons: 6
Coding region: 532-1956 (474 amino acids)
Biological process (GO): transmembrane transport
Cellular component (GO): membrane
Molecular function (GO): transmembrane transporter activity
Source: RefSeq, a predicted model, not a curated record
UAACCGGCAUCGUCGAAAGAUUAUACCGCAAAAAUUACAUCCGAUAUGAACGCAUAUGAGCGCCAACGUUUAUUUUGAAAAGUCAAUGCUCGAAUGAAAAGAGUAUUCAAUAUCUCAUUCUCAGCAUUGAAACUCGUUAAAAAUAUCUUGGCUAUCGGAUUCUGAUAACUCAUAUGGAAACUCUACACUCGGAACGGUGAUAAAUUUUAAUGAAAACACAGGAAGCGGCUCACGAGCACGUUCAGAAAUCGGCGCUGAUCCUGUCACAGUCGGUACUUGAUCGUGUAAGCUAACGAAGUAGCACUUAUAAUUCGGGAAUCUUUUGAAACUUGUGAAAAGUUCGAAAACAGUGGGAUAUUCUUAAAUGGGGAAAAUUGAUAUUUUUAAAAAAAAAAAAAACUUCACAUCAUUUUUUUCAAUCUCUACGUUGGGCCACAAAAAGCGAACUGAAUUGAAUUGUGAAUAACUUAAUGGAAUAUGUUUUUUAUCCUAUUCUAUAAAAAUCUCUGAAGCAACUAUUGGAAAUAAAAAAUGGAGUUUAACGAAAAUGCAGCUUUUAAGGGAUGGCGCAGUUACGUUCUUGUUGAACCGCCAGUGAUGUUGUAUUUCUUUGGACAGGCAAUCAUAGGUGCGGUUACUUCAGAUCUUAUGAUUUUUCGGACUUGCCAAGCUAUCUUGGGCACUGACAAAGGAGACUGCGAUAUCCUGCACUCGAACAGUUCAAGCUCAGAAGCAAUGAAUUUGCAGACAACAAUUCAACCCUACGUCAGUUACAUUGUGAUGAACAAAUCUUUUAUCGAUGGCUUGGUACCAGCGAUUCUUUCAUUCUGCUUGGGAUCCUGGAGCGACAAAUAUGGAAGAAAACCAAUUUUACUGGCGAGUUAUUCAGGUUCGGCGAUCAGCUUUUUUCUCUGGGCAGUUCUGAGUUCGAUGGAGCUGAAUCCCUGGUGGUACCUCCUUGCCUCCGUUCCACCGGCUCUCGUUGGUGGAUACAGCAGCCUUAUUCUCGCAACUUAUUGCUACAUAACGGAUAUAACGUCGGAACGUGAGCGCGCAUGGCACAUGACUUGGCAACAGUCUGUCAUACCGGCCGGUCAAUUUUUGGGAAGUUUUGCUGGGCCUGCGAUUUACAAAAAAUUUGGAUACGUCGGUGUUUUUGCGACAGCUUCUGCAGGUGGAGCGAUUUCAGCGCUUUACGUAUUAAUUUUUGUUCCUGAAACGGUCGCUGUAGUCAGCGAAAAAAAAAGCCUUUGCAGCCUCUUUGAUUUAACGUUGAUCAAGGAUAUGAUAAAAACUUGUGUUAAAAAACGCAGGAAUACCGAUCGUCUCAUCAUGUGGUGUUGCAUCUUGAGUCUCGCAAUCCUAAUGCUCGUUGGUGAGGGGGAACUGAGCAUUGCAUAUUUGUUCGCGAGCGCGAAACUCGGUUGGGGAAUCGACAAGUAUUAUUUUUAUCAAGCAAUCGUUGUUCUUCUGACGGUGAUUGGUGCAUUGGUUGGAGCCAAAGUCUUCAAAUCCUUCGUUGAUAAAAGUAUGGCGGACAUGCUCAUCGCUACAAUUGCAGUAACUUCCUCGUUCGCCGGUGCAAUCACCAAAUCAUUUACAACAAAAUCUUGGCACUUCUAUCUAUCUACGGGUCUCGCAAUGUUUAAUGGACUCUGUGGACCAGUGUUACGGGCUGCACUAUCAAAAUCUGUCCCAUCUACAGAUACAGGCAAAGUAUUCUCUUUCGAAACAUCGAUGGAAGCGAUGAUCGCGCUGGCAUCGGGCCCUCUGUACGCGAUGAUAUACGGACAUUUCAUGCCACCGAUUUAUCCGUCUCCAGUUUUUCUGCUCUCCGGUGGAUUUUACGCUUUCAUUAUAAUACUCGUGGUAAUAAUAGAAUGGAGAAUCAAAAAGAAUGCUCACAAGAAAGCCAGAGAAGCGAUAGAUCCUGGAAUCGUCGAAAAUUUGGACUGAAAGUAAUUCAAAUUUUCGAUCCAGUACAGAUUUUCAGGAUUUAAGAAAAACAGCCUGCACGUCAAGAAAAUUAUUUUUACGCUCUAUUUUUGUACAAUUGCGAAGUUCUCGAGUCGAGGACAGGAAUGUUCAGCGUAAUCUCGAUAACGAUCUGAAACGUUUAGAUUAAAAAAUCCUGAUGGGUUUUGAAGAAAAAAUUCAGAAUUCGAAUUCAUUGCAACAGCGGAUGUCUGAUCAGCG